AAUUCGAGAAAAUGCGUCUAUUAUGCCGGCGGCCGAAGAAAUGUGUCGUUUUGGUUUCCUGCAUUUUAACUUUUGUAUGGAUUUUUGUAAGUAUCAUUGACCUGAUAUUUGGUUUAAAAACAACAGAUUCACUAUCCACAAUCUCAAGUCAAAAUAAAAAAAGAGAACUCAAAGCAUUCAUAACUUCUGCAUAUUAUUAUCCAACUUCAAAAAGUUUGGGUGAGAAUGCUUUGGCACUUGUUAUGAGCAUCAACUUGGUGAAUGGCCCAAACGAUCAGGCUCCAAUACCAGCACCGGCAGAACUUGUAAUAUCAGCAAUAAACUCAACUUCUAGUAUUUUAGUGCAGACUCCAUAUUUCAGAGUGACUCCGCACGAAGUAUGCCAAAUAAUUACAAUAUUUGCCACAACACAACUACUGCCAAAUGUAAAAAGUGUCAGUAUGGUUGGGGAAAAUGGAAUGGUUGAGAUUCCAUUCAAAAUACCUUCUUAUGUGCAACGUGAUGUUGUUGUCUGUACGUCACCGUUGUUUGUCAGUGAGCAGUGGCAAAAUUUUUUGUUUGCAGCACAUAUUUAUAGAAGAUUUGGAGCUCACAUGAAUCUGUACCUCAUCAGUUCAGUCACAUCAUUUUAUGAACUUAUGAAAGAAUAUGAGAAGGAGGGAUAUGUGACUAUUCAACCUUGGGUUAAAGUGCACUUUCCAGGAGUUCCAAAAGAAAUUGCAGAUCCAUAUAAUCAAAUUGAAUUUAGAAAUCAAGCAGCUUCACAGACAGAUUGUCUUUUACAAUUUAAGGAGUCAGCGAGAUUUAUAACAUUCUUGGAUUUAGACGAUGUUCUUAUUCCAAGAUUGGCUCCAACUUAUGCAGAAGAAUUUCAAAAAUUGAUGGAUGGAAAGAAGAAACUUGCUUAUAUAUUCUAUCAUAAGGAAAACUAUGAUGCAGUUACAACAAGAUUUGGUUCAAAGUUCUCACUAAAAAAGAUGUUUGGAAGUUUGGCAUGCAAACACAAGCGAGAAACUGGAAAAAUUGUGGUCGAUCCUAGAAGUCUCAACUACACUUGGAUACAUUUUCCGCCUAUUCUGCCUAAUGGAUUAGAGAAAUACGAAGUGAAUGAAAAUGUCAUUACUCAUUUGAAGACUAUUUUCUGGAGCUCUGAACAAGAUUCGAGAAGUAAACAAUUAAUUGAGCCCAUGUAUUUUGAUAAUUCAACUGCAAAAAUAAUAUCAAGCAGGACGAUUUUGAGCAUUGAGGACGAUCUUCGUAGAAUGAUGAGAAAGCCAAAACUUCGAGAGAUAUUCAAGAAUCUUCCAAAUAUUCAUUAUUUCACUGAUUUAAUUGUCAAAUGUUAUAAUGAUCGAUAUUAUAGGUAUCAUUAUUCUGGAAGAAUCGGAGAAAUUAAAUGCCCUGGACCACAGUUGUGUAGUUUUCAACAACAUCCAAAAAUCAAGUGUAUGCAUGUAAAUGCAACUCAUGAUUCUAUGGAUACACUGUUUCCAAUUACUUAUUAUUAUGUGAAAGAUAUUCAUUUUACCUCAAAAAUUGGUUGUUAUGCUCAUUAG
Molecule: messenger RNA, 1556 nt
Organism: Caenorhabditis elegans
Lineage: Eukaryota; Metazoa; Nematoda; Chromadorea; Rhabditida; Rhabditidae
Gene: gtnt-52
Product: Glycosyltransferase family 92 protein
Exons: 10
Coding region: 12-1556 (514 amino acids)
Cellular component (GO): membrane
Molecular function (GO): glycosyltransferase activity
Source: RefSeq, marked reviewed